GCUGAACGGUUGUACAAAGCCGUCUAAAAAAUGGCGGAAGAAAGUGAUAUGGAUGCACGGAUAUUCAGGUUUCAAGACUGUGAGACGUCUCCAGAUUCGUUCUAUGACUAUCCAGCAAAUAUUCGAGACAAUUCAAUUCCACUAAUUAUUGACAAUGGUGGACACUGCUGCCGAGCAGGGUGGGCUACUGACAACAAGCCAAGAUUGAACUUCCGAAAUCUGGUUGCAAAAGCCAGAGGAAGGAAAGAUGGGGAUGCAUCAGGUGCUGGCUACUCUGUGGGGAAUGAUAUUGGAAACCUAGAGGUGGUCAGAUGGGCCUUAAGGACUCAGUUUGAUCGAGAUGUUGUAACACACUAUGAGUGCCAGGAGUAUGUGUUUGAUCACAUCUUCAGUCACCUUGGAGUCAACACACCAGGAAGUGUCAAUCAUCCUAUUGUUAUGACAGAACCAGUUUGUAACCCAAACUACUGUCGACAGUCCAUGUCUGAGUUGUUGUUUGAGUGUUACAAUGUCCCAAGUGUAGCUUAUGGAAUUGACAGCCUGUUCAGCCUUUAUUACAACUCUCCAAACUCAGACAAAACCACUGCACUUGUGGUGUCAUCUGGAUGUCAAGUCAGUCAUGUUUUGCCUGUUGUGAAUGGGAGACUGGAUGCCAGUAACUGUAAGAGGAUUAACCUGGGUGGAGCACUUGCCACAUGGUACAUGCAGCGACUCCUACAGCUCAAACAUCCCCAUCAUGCUACUCAGAUUACACUCUCAAGAGCACAGGAACUAGUUCAUAGUCAUGGUUUCAUAGCAACAGAUUAUUCCAAGGAACUGGAAGAAUGGUCUUCAUCUGAUUAUUAUGAUGAUAAUGUGCAUAAAAUUCAGUUGCCCUAUGCUCAGGUUCCAACUCCGCAAGCAAGUGGACCCAAGAAUGAAGAAAAGGAAAAGCUCAGAAGACAAAAGCAAGGAAGGAGGUUACAAGAAAUCAAUGCAAGAAGAAGAGAAGAAAAACUUGCAGAAGAACAAGAAAGGCUGCAAGAUCUGAUGAAUAUUCAGGAACUGGAAUCUCAAGACAGUGAGGAGUACCAAAGAUCAUUAACAGCAGCAGGCUUUCAGAGUUCUGAGGCAUUACAAGCUGCUAUCAAAAAUCUGACGACUUCUAUAAAAAAGCGAAAGGACAAGGUUGUCGCCAUGCAGACAGCUUUGGAAUUAGAUUCCGAGGUCAAGGAGAAAGACGAAAUUAUCGACGUUGUAUCUGAAGCGCCUGCUGCCGAGAACAAAAAGAGACUGCGAACUCCCAAAGGAGCAGCAAUGGCUGAGGAGAGAAGUGGGAAGAGAUUAAAGGAAGAGAAGAAACAAGAAAUGCAACAAAAGAGUCAAGAGGACGUGCAACGAGAGGAAACGUUUAAAACAUGGCUGACGGGUUUGCACAGAAGGAGAAAGGAAAUACUAGACGCUCGUCAACAGCGAGUACAAAGGAGAGAGGAACUGGCAAGCAGAAGAAGUCAGGCAUCCCUGGAAAGAAUGAGGAUUUUAUCACAAUUGGCUUACGAUCCGAAUGUUCGUGACGAUGGUACGACAAGAAGUUCACACAAGAAACCAAAAGAAGACACUUUCGGCCAAAACGACGAUGACUGGAUGGUGUACAGGUCAAUUAAUAAAGAUGCGGGUGACUCCGAUAGCGAAAAAGAACAGGAGGAACUGAACGAGCUAGAAAAUUUACUUAAGAAACACGAUCCCGACUUUUCAAAACGUUUUGGAGGGAAACCAGAGACUGCUGUUGAUUGGGCAGAGUAUUAUCAGCUACACCUUGGUGUAGAGAGGAUAAGAGUCCCCGAGAUAGUAUAUCAACCAUCUUUGCUGGGCAUUGAACAAGCUGGCAUUUCUGAAACUAUAGACUUCAUACUUAAUCACUACUCGACAGACUUACAGACAGCUUUAGUGCAGAACGUGUUCGUGACUGGAGGAAACACCAAGUUUCCAAACUUUCAAGAACGUCUGGAGAGAGAGCUCCUAGCUAUCCGACCAUUCCAAUCAACAUUUAGAGUUUUUAAAGCAGCCAAUCCUGUACUUGACGCCUGGAACGGAGCUCGUAAGUGGGCGAGGUCACUAAGCAGUCUACAAACAGUGAGCGUUACAAGACAGGAAUACGAGGAGAAAGGCGGUGACUACCUCAGGGAACACUUCGCUUCAAACCGUUACGUACCCACCCCUACACAGUCGUGAUUGAAUUUCAACCCUAAGCAAUUUACUGUUAGUACGGUAGAGAGUAACAGACUAAAAUAGCACUAAAUCAUACCUUGAUUUAAAAUCCUAGAGAAAAUCCUAGAAAAUCUAAAGGUUGCCUUUACAUAUCUAUUGACAACAAAAAAUAUAAACUGUAAUUUUCCAUAACUAGUUUUCCCUAAGGAGAAAUUAGUUAAGGAAUACCUAGAAGUAUUAUCCAAUCUGGAACGUACUAACUGCCCUGGAAGAUCUUGAAAGAUAUUGUCUGUUGUUGAGUGGACCGAAACUGUUGUAAAUACAUCAUCGUAAAUUGCUUAAACCUUUCGCUGUUUUGAGUGAAUUAUGACACGUUCAUAUUUGA
Messenger RNA from Pocillopora verrucosa, 2572 nucleotides. The record is from RefSeq and is a predicted model, not a curated record. Lineage: Eukaryota; Metazoa; Cnidaria; Anthozoa; Scleractinia; Pocilloporidae.